AUGCGGUUCCUCGGCUCAGGACAAGCCAUGGAGCCAAGCUUGUCGCCUUCUGGCAACUUGGGAAGGAGCUCAGGGAGCUCGGCUUCCCGGGUGCACAGCAUCGAGGCGAUUCUCGGCUUCAGUAAAGACCAUCCCAGCCCCCAGACCAUCUCCAGGGCAUUGGAAACCACAGGCAAAGGCAGCAGCGCCCGGGACUGCUUCAACCCUGUGUCCAACUUAAAGUAUGAGCCAGAGAACUCACCAAGUUUCGAAGAUUCGUUUUGUUCGAGCAACGGAGAAGGGGUGCGGGCAGACUUAGCGAAAGUAAAACACGGAGGAGAAAAUAAACAGGCGAACGAGGAACAGCCCAAGAAAAAGCACAGGAGAAACCGCACCACCUUCACGACCUACCAGCUGCACGAGCUGGAGCGAGCCUUUGAGAAGUCACAUUACCCUGAUGUGUACAGCAGAGAGGAGCUCGCGGUGAAAAUCACCCUCCCCGAGGUCAGAGUGCAGGUGUGGUUUCAAAACAGAAGGGCCAAGUGGAGGAGGCAAGAGAAGCUGGAAGCCAGUUCAAUGAAGUUUCAAGAUUCACCCAUGCUCUCCUUCAACAGAUCUCCUCAGUCUUCCACUAUAGGCACCAUUAACAAUAACCUUGCAUUGGAUCCCUGGCUCACGUCACCGAUAACAAGCACAACUACCCUACAGAGCCUUCCUGGAUUCAUGUCCACCACCCAGGGUCUCCAGAGCAGCUAUACUCCACCACCAUUCUUGAACUCUCCACCUAUGACCCACACCUUGCAGCCCAUGGGCACAAUUGGUUCCCCGACCUUCCAAUGCGGACCUCCCUACAUGGAAAAGUUCCCUCUCGAAGAUGCAGACCAGAGAAACUCCAGCAUAGCUUCCCUGAGAAUGAAAGCGAAGGAACACAUCCAAUUCAUUGGGAAAAGCUGGUAG
This is a messenger RNA of Callorhinchus milii (elephant shark), 936 nucleotides long. It is a transcript of the gene rax, whose product is annotated as retinal homeobox gene 3. The transcript is spliced from 3 exons. Gene Ontology annotation, molecular function: RNA polymerase II cis-regulatory region sequence-specific DNA binding; DNA-binding transcription factor activity, RNA polymerase II-specific. The coding region runs from base 1 to 936 and encodes 311 amino acids. Gene Ontology annotation, biological process: positive regulation of transcription by RNA polymerase II. NCBI's taxonomy places the organism in Eukaryota, Metazoa, Chordata, Chondrichthyes, Chimaeriformes, Callorhinchidae. The record is from RefSeq and is a predicted model, not a curated record.